AUGGCCCCCUUGGUCUGGGUCAUCUGCUGCCUCCUGGGGUGCCUCCUGCUCUGUAGGGGCAGCCCUGGUCCAAGUGUGCCCCGCCUGCGGCUCUCCUACAGAGACCUCCUGUCUACCAACCGCUCUGCCAUCUUUCUGGGCCCUAGGGGCACCCUAGACCUACAGGCCAUGUACCUGGAUGAGUACCGGGACCGCCUCUUUCUGGGGGGGCGAGAUGCCCUCUACUCUUUGCGGCUGGACCAAGCAUGGCCAGACCCCAGGGAGGUUCUGUGGCAGCCACAGCCAGGACAGAAGGAAGAAUGUGUUCGCAAGGGAAGGGAUCUCUUGACGGAAUGCGCCAACUUUGUGCGGGUGCUGAAGCCCCACAACCGAACCCACCUGCUGGCAUGUGGCACGGGGGCCUUCCAGCCCACCUGUGCCCUCAUCACAGUAGGGCAUCGUGGGGAGCAUGUACUCCACCUGGAGCCUGGCACCCUGCAAGGUGGGCGUGGUCGGUGCCCACAUGAGCCUAGCCGUCCCUUUGCCAGCACCUUUGUAGGUGGUGAGCUCUACACUGGCCUUAUUGCUGACUUCCUGGGGCGCGAGGCCAUGAUCUUCCGAAGUGGGGGUUCCCGGCCAGCCUUGCGUUCUGACUCCGACCAGAGUCUCCUGCAUGAUCCCCGGUUUGUGGCAGCUGCGCGGAUCCCUGACAACUCCGACCAGGACAACGAUAAGGUGUACUUCUUCUUCUCUGAGACAGUACCUUCGCCUGAUGGUGGCCCAGGCCGCGUCACUGUCAGCCGCGUGGGCAGAGUCUGCGUGAACGACGCCGGUGGGCAGCGGGUGCUUGUGAACAAAUGGAGCACUUUCCUCAAGGCCACGCUGGUCUGUUCAGUGCCUGGCCCAGGUGGUGCUGAGACUCACUUCCACCAGCUGGAGGAUGUGUUCCUGUUAUGGCCGAAGUCGGGGAAGAGUCCAGAGGUGUAUGCGCUGUUCAGUACAGUCAGCACUGUAUUUCAGGGCUUCGCUAUCUGUGUAUACCACAUGGCUGAUAUCUGGGAGGUCUUCAAUGGACCCUUUGCCCACCGGGACGGUCCCCAACACCAGUGGGGCCCCUAUGUGGGCAAGGUGCCCUUUCCCCGCCCGGGUGUGUGCCCCAGCAAGAUGACGGCGCAGCCAGGACGGCUCUUUGGCAGCACCAAGGACUACCCGGAUGAAGUGCUGCAGUUUGCCAGAGCCCACCCACUCAUGUUCCGGCCUGUGAGGCCCCAACAGGGCCGGCCCAUCCUUGUCAAGACCCACCUGGCUCAGCAGCUUCGCCAGAUCGUGGUGGACCGCGUAGAGGCAGAGGAUGGAGCCUACGAUGUCAUCUUCCUGGGCACCGAUUCAGGUUCUGUGCUCAAGGUCAUCGUCCUCCAGGCCAUGGGUUCUGCUGAGCCUGAGGAGGUGGUGCUGGAGGAGCUCCAGGUAUUUAAGGUACCAACACCCAUCACUGAGAUGGAGAUCUCUGUCAAAAGGCAAAUGCUUUAUGUGGGCUCAAGGCUGGGCGUGGCCCGGUUACGGUUGCACCAAUGCAAGACCUAUGGUAGUGCCUGUGCUGAAUGCUGCCUGGCCCGGGAUCCCUACUGCGCCUGGGACGGUGCCUCCUGUACCCAGUACCGGCCUGGCACCAGCAAGCGUCGCUUCCGCCGACAGGACAUCCGACAUGGCAACCCUGCCCUACAGUGCCUGGGUCAGGGCUUGGAAGGGGAGGCUGCAGGGCACAUGGUGGCCACCAGGGUCUACGGCACCGAGCACAACAGUACCUUUCUGGAGUGCCAGCCCAAGUCUCCCCAGGCUGCUGUGCGCUGGUUCCUGAAGAGGCCAGGGGAACAAGGCAAUGACCAGGUGAAGACCGAUGAGCGAGUAGUACAAACGGACCAGGGGCUGCUAUUCCGCAGGCUCAGCCGUCUCGAUGCCGGUACCUACUCAUGUACCACACUGGAGCACGGCUUCUCCCAGACUGUGGUCCGCCUAGCUCUGGAGGUGAUUGCAGCCACACAGCUGGACAGUCUGUUCCCUCAGGAGUUGAGGCAGGAGGCGCACCCAGCUCGGGGUGGCCUGGUCCCUGCCCCAUCCAAAGCCUGGUACAAGGAUAUCCUGCAGCUCAUUGGCUUUGCCAACCUGCCCCGGGUGGACGAAUACUGUGAGCGUGUGUGGUGUCGCGGCAAUGGGGAGCGCUUGGGUAUCUCCCGGAGCCGGAGCAAACAGACCAAGGGCAAGGCCUGGGCAGGACUGGAGCUGGGCAAGAAGGUGAAGAGCUGGGCACAAGCUGAGCGCAACCGGACACCCCGGGAGGUAGAGGCCACAUAG
Messenger RNA from Chrysochloris asiatica (Cape golden mole), 2331 nucleotides. It is a transcript of the gene SEMA3G, whose product is annotated as sema domain, immunoglobulin domain (Ig), short basic domain, secreted, (semaphorin) 3G. The record is from RefSeq and is a predicted model, not a curated record. Gene Ontology annotation, molecular function: semaphorin receptor binding; chemorepellent activity. Bases 1 to 2331 code for a protein of 776 amino acids. Gene Ontology annotation, biological process: semaphorin-plexin signaling pathway; positive regulation of cell migration; neural crest cell migration. NCBI's taxonomy places the organism in Eukaryota, Metazoa, Chordata, Mammalia, Afrosoricida, Chrysochloridae. The transcript has 16 exons.